Molecule: messenger RNA, 2048 nt
Organism: Benincasa hispida (wax gourd)
Lineage: Eukaryota; Viridiplantae; Streptophyta; Magnoliopsida; Cucurbitales; Cucurbitaceae
Product: Alcohol dehydrogenase transcription factor Myb/SANT-like family protein
Cellular component (GO): nucleus
Molecular function (GO): transcription cis-regulatory region binding
Source: RefSeq, a predicted model, not a curated record
AUGAUAUCCCGUGUCUUGCUCUCUAAUCUGUCUUCUUGUUUGCUCCAAAAGCUUUAUUCCUUUCAUCUGUCUCGAAACCCUUUCGAGCUUCAGUUUUCAGACACAAGAACAAGCUUUAGCUGAAUCGCUCAGCUCCAUAAUUCUUUAAUUCCUCACCCAUUUGAUCGAGGUAAGGGCUCGUGGACUUUGAUUUUCUCGAAAUUUUGGUUCAUCUGUGAAAUUAGGGCUUUUAGAGAGAACUACAAAUUCCCUCUUGUAUGCUAUUUCAAUCUUCCGUUCCAAUUGGUGUUAUGGAGAUGUGUUCGUUCGAUAUUAUUAUGGAGUCGAGAAGAUAGGGGUUAAUUAUUGCUUUUUUUGGCCUCUCUUUCGUCGAUGAAUUUGGGUUUCUAGUAUAUUAAAUUAUUUCUGGAUCUCGGAGGAAACAUAGGGGAUCUGGAUUAAUAUUUAUUUUCUUCUGUCGGGGUAGAAGCUCAAGGUUCUUGCUGAAGAUUAUUGAUGAAGAGUUAGGGAGUAAGGUUAUUUCUGAGGUCGAUUUGUAAGAAAUAUGUUAUUCAAGAACGGAUGUAGUAGUUUUUUUUGUUCUUAAUCGCAGUUUGGUUAUUAAAAAAUGUGGAUUUUGGUAUAAUUUGACUAGUGGUUGGAUUUCUGAGGGAUUAGCUCUGAGAUUUUCUUCUGUUGUUAUUUGAUCUCAAAUGGACAACGGGGAAGAAAGAUAUCCUAUAUCCAAACGUUACAGUGGGAACCAUCGGGAAAGCUUUGGUUCUCUACCGCGUCAAAAGAUUCCUUUCCGGGAUCCUUCUUAUUCAAGGCCAGUAAGCAAUCAGUAUGUAGAUGAUGAUGUUGAAGAUGAUGAGGAAGAGGAUGGACUGGGGGAGGAAGAGGAUGAAAAUUAUCAGAACAAUGGUUUUGCUCACACAAGCGAAGAAGUUGAUGAUGGCGAUGACGAGGAUGAUUUUGAUAUGGACGAAGACAACAAGCCAAACAAUACUGUGAAAUUGGAUGAUGCUGAUUUGGAAAGACACCCCAAGAAGCGACGGCUGAAGAAUUUGGUAUCCAAUUAUGAACUUGCUCCUCGUAUGCCACCACCAUCAUCUACUACUCCGGCACAAAAAUCAUUUAUUGGGGGUAGGAAUUCAUUGACAGAUUGGAAUGAACAUGAAACAGUUGUACUUCUAGAUGCCUGGGGCGAACGGUUUCUUCAACACGGAAGGAAAAGUCUCCGAUCUGAGGAAUGGCAAGAGGUUGCUGAGAAGGUGUCGGAGGUCUCUAAGAUUGAGAGGACCGACACACAAUGUCGCAACCGCCUUGAUACAUUGAAGAAGAAGUAUAAAAAGGAAAAAUCGAAAUCAACAGAAAUAGGUGGAUCCACAAGCAAGUGGGUUUACUUUAAGAAGAUGGACAUGUUAAUGUCUUCACCCCCAAACCAAGGUGGUCUGUCAUGUGGGUUAGAUUCAGGGGAGUAUGUGUUCAUGAACCCUAGAGCUUAUCUGAACCGUGCAAAUGGGUUUGAUGAGAUGAGAGAUAGCCCCGAUAACUCAGAAUCUGAUGAUUGCGAGGACGAUGAACUUGAUGGGCUUCCACCAAAGAAAAGAAUGUACGGGAGAAACAGUGACGAUGGCUCUUCUUUCAGGAUGCUGGCAGACUCCAUUCACAAGUUCAGUGAGAUCUAUGAGAAAAUAGAGAGCAGCAAAAGACAUGAAAUGAUGGAGUUAGAGAAGAUGCGGAUGGAUUUCUUAAGAGAUUUGGAGUUACAGAAGAGGCAGAUAAUGGAGAGAGCCCAAGCAGAGAUCGCGAAAAUUAGGCAAGGCGAUGAUGACGAAUACGGUGCCUCUGCCAAGAGUGCCAGUGGAUAAUGUAAUCUUAAUACACAAUCUUGCUUGUUUACUAUUUCUUAGUAUGCUGUUAUUGAUCACUCGCUGUCUGUAUAAUAUAUGGGAGGUGCCUGCCCCCUAUUUGAUUUCUAAUCAGUGCAAUAUAUUAGAUGGAACCGUUCUUACUUUUUUUGACAACAAAUAAUAGAAUUACAGGAUCAUGAUCCACUUCAUCUA